Molecule: messenger RNA, 1719 nt
Organism: Botrytis porri
Lineage: Eukaryota; Fungi; Ascomycota; Leotiomycetes; Helotiales; Sclerotiniaceae
Exons: 6
Coding region: 1-1719 (572 amino acids)
Molecular function (GO): monooxygenase activity
Source: RefSeq, a predicted model, not a curated record
AUGACUACCAACGAUAACAUUAACGACCACUACAAACCUUUAAAGGUAUUGAUAGCGUGUGGUGGAAUUGGAGGCCUCUCGGCAGCGAUCUUUCUGCGGCAAGCAGGACACAUUGUGGAGAUUUUUGAACAGUCUCGCCUCGCAUCUGAGACCGGUGCAGCAAUACACAUUCCCAGCAAUUUAAAUGGUCUGUUAAGAAGAUUUGGUAUGAUACCAGAGGAUCAUAGCGCAAAUCAGACAGAAGAUGUGAGAGGUCUAUCAAAGGCCUAUCCAUACCCUUGGCAAUUGAUAUAUCGAGUAGACAUUCAUGAUACACUAAAAGACAUUGCUACUUCUAAAAACGGUAUAGGAAUACCAGGAAUUCUGCAUACCCGAAGUAGGGUUGCGUCUGUUGAUGUUGAAUCUCCUUCUUUGACUUUGGAUGAUGGAUCUAAACACACGGGCGAUUUCAUAAUCGCUGCGGAUGGUAUUCAUUCAAAGAUCAGAUCUUUACUGCUGAAGAAUCUUCCACCCCCAAAGCCAUCUGGAACCAACGCUUUCAGAUUCUUAAUUCCAAUCGACGAGAUUCGAGCAGAUCCUAAGACAGCACAUUUUGUUGAGAAAUCUAGACAAAUGCUUCUACUUUACGGAAAAGAUCGAAAAAUAGUUGCGUAUCCAUGUAGAAACAAUACUUUAUUGAAUAUUGUGGCAAUGCAUCUGGAAGAAGAAAUGGAAGCUAGUUCAGAAGAAUGGAGUCAAAGUGCAUCCAAAGACUCCCUUUUGAGUUGUUACGCUUCGUAUACAGAUGAUGUUCAAGCCCUGCUAGUGAAAGUUUCCGCUGAAGAUAUCAAGCUAUGGAGUUUACUAGAUCACGAGGAAAUGGGGAGAGAGAAUUGGGUUCACGGGAAACAACGUUUGAAGCUUUACGUUCAAGCCAGAUAUGAUCGUGUUACACUCGUACAAGAUUUCACUCGCCAAGCUGCAUUUGAGACUGUUCGUGGAAAACAUGGAGGAAAAUUUAUAGAUCCCAUGCAAUUUAUGCAGACAAACCUAUCCCAUGACGCUUACGAUCAUGCUCAUGGAAUUUUGAUUCGGCAUCUGAACAAAAACGCUUUGUAUCGAAGAAUGCCAAUACUCCUUGAGCCUAGCCCAGGUCCAAGACAAGAUUUUAACGGAAGACAACGAAAGCUCUUGAAGGCGGCAUACAAAACAAGUCAUAUCACUUUCAAAGCAUACAAGAGCUAUCUAUUGACUCUUUCGCCGUCUGAUAAUCUCCAAAUUGGUACGGAGGGGUUAUAUGUUCAUGAUGUCGUACAUAAUAUUUCCUCGGACAGUCACUCUGGUGAUUCGGCUGACAUGAAAGGUGAUUUUUUGCCAGUUCUCUUCGAAAAUAUGGCCGAUCCAAUCAUCACUGGCCGAGAGGAAUUAGGGUUCUCGAAGGUAUUUGCAACAUUGGAUGAAAAUUCUAACUUGGAAUCGUCUCCGGUUUUACACUAUAAGGCCAUUCCGUCGAGUAUGAAGAAGGGAACAGAUGCGGAGUACGCGACAACUUAUCUUUCAAUACCGACAGUGGAAGGAGAGAGGAGAUGGAAGGCUGGGAAGGCGGAAAUUGUAUUCACGGAUCUGGAAAAUGGGAAACUAGAAAUGGCGUUCCCAACUCUAGCAAACAUAAUCAAGGGGUUGAGAGGUGUCAAAGUUGUGGAAAUCAUAAGAGCGGGGAUUCAAGCUUCAGAGUCUUAG